AUGAAUUUAAAUAAAAAGAUAGACACUUUAGCUUUUCAAGAAAAAGAAGAAUUAUUAUUAGAAGGCAUUUCAGUAGAACAAUACAAUGAUAUAUUUUAUUGUGAUUACACUUUCUCUAGUAAAAAUACAGUUAUUUGUGGUAAUUAUAUUUAUAUAGAUGAUAAAGAUAAGAUUUUAAGACUUGCGUUGAAUUGUAGAAAGUGUUAUUAUAAUGAAGGACUUUUAAAAGUUGUAUAUGAAAGUAAUGAAGAAGUUUACAGGCUUGAAGAUAACCAGUUUAUUCCUACUGAUGAAGUAUUUGUUGUAGAUGAUGUGCUUAAAAUUAAUAAAGAUAAUUUAACGAUCAAAGAUGUUGGCUCAUUUGAUAAUUUUAUCUAUGAAGAAGGAGCUAAUUACUUUUAUACAAGUUUUAAUGAAAUUUAUAUAAUUGGUAAUGAUAAAUCAGGAGUGUUUAUUUAUAUUGUAAAUGGGAAACAAUUGAAUGUUGAAGAAAGUGAUGAAUUAACUUUAAGAUUUAGUGAUGAUCUUGAAGAAAUAUUUGCUAAGGACAUUAAAUUUAGUAAUAAUUUAAUAUUAAUUAAAGAUAAAGAAAAGUUAGUGAGUUUUUAUAUUAAAAUAAAUGAUAAGUUAUUAGAAGGAGAUAAUAAUGUUAAAGAAAUUAUUGAUGUUGGACUGAGUACUGAGGAAAUAAGUAAUAUUUUAGAUGAUUAUUCUGAAAUUAGUGCUUUAAAGCAAAAUCUUAUAGAAAAAGAAAUUCCUGAUGAUAAAAAAAGUAUAAUUGAAGAAGAAGAUUUUAAAGAUUUAUUAGGAGAUACUUUUACCCAAAAUGAAGAUUUUAAAAUAGAUAAUCUCACAAAAUAUUUAAGUAAAUCUACUUUAAAAGAGGGAAAUACUGAUCUAAAUAAUGAUAAAGUAAAUGUUCAAUCAAAUAUUAAAAAAGAUUUAGAUAAAAAUAUGCUUAAAGAAGAAAAAAAGAAUGAAACACCUGAUAUUAGUAAUUUCUUAAGUUCUAAUAAUAAAAAAGAAGAUUUGUUAACUAAAUCAACUAGUAAUGAUUUAUUUAGUAAAAUUAAAAAUGAUUCACUUAUUAAAAAUGAUAGUUUAUCAAAGGUAUCACAAAAGGAAAUUAAGAAUGACAGUCUUAUAAAUUCAUUUAAGAGUAAAUACAAAGAACCUGAGUUAAAUAAUAUGAUUGAUGAACUUCAAAAACUUAAUACAUAUGAAAGUAUAUCUCAUAAUGAUGUAGAAAUACCCAACGCUAUUCAAUUUAAAGAGUCUAAGAUAGAUAUAUCAAAACUUUACACACAAAUUUUAUUAGAUCCAAUUAGGGAAUAUAAUGAAAGUAUAUUAAACAUGAUUGUUAAUUUAGAGACGUUAUUGAGUGUUGAUGAAAGUGACAUUAAAACAAACAUUGAUUAUUUUGAUAAGGUAAUAAGCGGAAAUCGACCUAAUAAUAUUUCAUCAUUUAUAAAGCCAUUGUUAGCAAUGAAUUUAACAGAAACUAAAAAUAAAGAUUUAGAUAUUUUGAUUGAUGGUUUAAAAAACAUUGAGAUUAGUGUUGAUGAUAAUAAGGUUUUAAGUAAUGAAAUGAGAAUUAAACCAGACACUAGUAAUGUUGAAAUUGAACCUAAAAAUGUAAAAGACGAUAAGACUAUUUCAUCAGAGAGUAAACCCUUUGAUUCAAUUAUUCCUAAACCUGAAGUAUCUAAACCUAUUGAACCACCUGUUAAUACUCAAAACAUAUUUGGAAAUCCACAACCUAUGAAUAAUGUAAAUACUAACAUCUUCAAUUCUGGUUCAAUUGAUGCUAAGAAUUUAUUUAAUACUAGUGUAUUUGGUAACUCAGUUAAUAAUACAAAUGGAACUAAUAAUCCUUCACCAAAUAAUUCAACUAGUCAAACAUCCAGUCAUUUUUCUAAAUUCUUAAAUAAUAGAAAACUUUAA
This is a messenger RNA of Hepatospora eriocheir, 1944 nucleotides long. Lineage: Eukaryota; Fungi; Microsporidia; Hepatosporidae. The record is from the annotation of a GenBank genome assembly.